AACUGAAAAGAUGACGUAAAUCUUAUGAUGUCAACGGGGUCAACGUCAUCCUUAUCGCAGCAAAUGGCUGCAUAAAUAGGUGCAAGAACUCUUACAGUUUCUGCAAAGUAAGAAAAUCAGGAUCUUUACAUAUUCCAUUUUCCCAUGGCCGCCACCAAGCUAUUACUGACAGACCUCGCAUCUUCAGUUAAGCAGGUACCUUUCAAUUACAUCAGACCAAUCUCCGACCGUCCAAAUCUCUCUGAUGUUCAGGUAUCCGAUGUUUCCCUUCCUCUGAUCGACCUCCAGGACCUCUAUGGUCCCAACCGCUCUGAUAUUCUUAAACAGAUUGCCCUAGCAUGCGAACAUGACGGUUUUUUUCAGGUGAAGAACCAUGGGAUUUCAGAGGCAUUGAUCAAUAACAUGCUGCGUUUAGCUAGAGAGUUCUUUCGAUUACCGAAGAGUGAGAGGCUGAAGAAUUACUCUGACGACCCUUCAAAGGCCAACCGAUUGUCAACUAGUUUCAAUGUUAAGACUGAGAAGGUUGCCAACUGGAGGGAUUUUUUGAGACUCCAUUGCUACCCUCUCAAAGAUCACGUACACGAAUGGCCUUCAAAUCCCCCAUCCUUCAGGGAGGAUGCGGCUGAGUAUUGCACUCGUGUCAGAGGUUUAGUGCUAAGACUGCUUGAGGCCAUAUCAGAGAGCUUAGGCCUGAAGAGGGAUCAUAUUGAUAAGACAUUAAGCAAGCAUGGCCAACACAUGGCUUUAAACUACUAUCCACCCUGUCCAGAGCCAGAACUUACUUAUGGUUUGCCUGGCCAUACUGAUCCCAAUUUAAUAACCAUUCUUCUUCAGGAUGACGUGCCAGGAUUACAGGUUUUGAGAAAUGGCAAGUGGGUUGCCGUCAACCCUAUUCCCAACACCUUCAUUGUCAACAUCGGUGACCAAAUGCAGGUGAACUUCCCAUGCGUUGUUUGUCCAAAAAAUUUUAGGCCAAAUUUGGACAGGAAGUUGAAGGAAAUGGACUUGCCAGCCCAACAUGUUAGACACUGUCAAUUAGCAUCUAGCACGCCAGACUGAAAGUGAUUAGCAAUGAUCGUUACAAAAGUGUACUUCAUCGAGCUGUUGUGAACUGCAAUAAAGAACGAAUAUCCAUCCCUACCUUCUACUGUCCAUCAAAUGAUGCUUUGAUAGGUCCGGCUACGGAGUUGAUCGAUGAUGAGCACCCUGCAGUCUACAGAAGUUUUGCCUAUGGCGAAUUCUAUGAGAAGUUUUGGAAGAGGGGACUUGCAACAGAAUGCUGCCUGGACAAGUUCAAAACUUCAAUAACUUGAUCUAUUGUCAAGAUUUCGUACUUCACAUUAAAGUUGAAAUUUCAACGUCUUUAAUUAAGUUCAAUGUUUGGCAUUUCA
Molecule: messenger RNA, 1391 nt
Organism: Theobroma cacao (cacao)
Lineage: Eukaryota; Viridiplantae; Streptophyta; Magnoliopsida; Malvales; Malvaceae
Product: protein DMR6-LIKE OXYGENASE 2-like
Source: RefSeq, a predicted model, not a curated record